GAAAAAACAGUCUUGCCUAGCCAGCUGCUUUCUCCGAUUCUUCUUCUUCUUCUGCUCCUAAACCCCACCACCCCUGUUACCAACCCAAUUUCUUCAAAUUUUGAUUUUUCUUGUCUCUUGCAGUUUGGGGAUUAAGACCAAUUUUUCAGCAUUUUUUGUUUGGGGGCUUUUUUUGGAGUACAUGGGGAAACGGAAAUCAAGGGGUCUCUCCCUUUAUGUGGGUCGGAUCUUGUACUUAUAGAACUGUCACAUAUCUGAUCGUCUCUGGUAAACAAGCAAGAAACUUCGUGAUCUGUUUCUGUAUCUUUAAACUUGAUCUACUGUCCCUUUGCCUACUUAGCUGCUCCGUCCUUUUCCUUCACAACACUAGGGACAUGAUCAUCGCGUAACACGUUGAAAAUUCAAGGUAACUGUUAGACUUUUAGUUUUCUGGGUAUAUGUACUUUGGAUGAGAUAUUUCAGAUCAAGCUUUCAUGGAGGAGAGGAAGUUCGUGUGCAAGUAUUGCAACAAGAAGUACCCAUGUGGAAAGUCUCUGGGUGGACACAUCAAGAUUCAUAUGACUACUGAACAUUAUUCAUCGCCUCAAUCCAAGGAAGGUAAAACCAAUGCCGAUGAUAGUGUCGUCGAGUUCGAUGGUGGAAGGAAGAGGAAGAGAGAUUCUGGGUCUGAAGAAGCUGCCUCCGGAAACCCCAUUUAUGGUCUUCGAGAGAAUCCCAAGAAAACAACGAGGUUCGUACAUUCCAGCUCUGUUGCACAACAAGAGAGAUUCUGCAAUGAAUGUGGGAAAGGCUUUCUGUCUCUGAAAGCUCUCUGCGGCCACAUGGCUUGUCAUUCAGAGAAAGAUAAGGGGAUGACGAACAAGUUUGAGAACAAUUCUGGGUUUAGCAUGAAGCAGAAAUUGGCAAUUGAUAGCCAAUCGGACAAUGAGACAUCUGCUCCGAAUCAUCCUAGGAGAUCCAGAAGAAUGAGGUUCAAGAACCCGAAUACUGACAAAAACGAUCACCGUUCUUUUGUUUCUUUGGCGAAUGGUUCUUCCUCUGUGUCUGAGGUGGAGCAGGAACAAGAAGAGGUCGCUAGGUGUUUGAUGUUAUUGUCCAGAGACUCUAGCCAUAAGGGUCGUUUUCUUUUGCCCACUGAGUCUUCGGACAACAAUUCUGUUGUGGUAGAGGCAAAAUCACCGUCUGUGGACACUAUCAUUACUUUCAACAAUGGUAAAAAGAGCUCUGUGUCUAAUGGUUUUGAGAUCGUGAAGGAGAAGAAGAAAGUGGAGCAGUAUAAUAGCAUGCAGUUGAAGUCUGCUGAGAUUGUCGAUUCUGAUAAUUCAGAUUCUGGGUAUUUUAGGAAUGGUCACAAAAAGUUGGAUUCUUCAAUGUAUGGGUAUCCUAGGAAUGGGGACUUAAAGACAUCAAAAGUGGAAGCCAGGUCUAGUUGUGAGUUUGAUCAGAACUAUGACGCUGAAUUGAGGCAGAAGAUGCUAAUCAACAACAGAGGAAGAACCAGAUGCACUGAACCCAGAAAGCUAACUUUGGAGGAUUUGGACUACAAUACAAAAGAUGGAGCGGCAAGGGAAGAGCUCAUCAAUUGGAGAAGGAGACCAAGAUAUGGUUCUCUUCGCCAACAAAAUUCAGUUGGUGUUUCUUGCAAAAGGACACCAAAUGGUUUUCACAAUGAGGAGUCACUGGAGACAGAGAGCUUAAACAGGGAAAAAAUGACCAAGGACUGUCAAGAUUCAUCUGGCGAGAGUGAUGAAAGCAGCACAGACACUGAUGCUUAUACUGCUCCGAGACCUCAUAACAGCAAGGUUAUCAAUGGAAAGAAGGCCAGCAAGUCCAGGAAGAAAUUGAAGUUGAAGAAAAGUAGGGACCAUGAAUGCCCAAUCUGCUACAAAAAUUUUAAGUCAGGCCAAGCAUUAGGAGGUCACAAAAGGUCUCAUUUUGUGGGAGGCUCUGAAGAUAACACACUGGUGAUCGGACAAGGCCUUCCUGUGGUUCCAUGCCUGAUUGAUCUCAACCUACCUGCUCCUGUUGAUGAUUAGGUGAAAUUAGCAUCUGGGUUCUACGUCUUUCUUUUUAGAGCAUCUUCUAGUUUGGUAGCUGGAAAUGUCUGGAAAUCUGAGAAUGUUUUUGUCAUUAUCCCAUAUGAUGGAAGCAUUGGAAAUGUACAGACAAAUGGGUAAAUCCUUUUUCUUUUUGGUUUGAAAUCUCGAGGCCUUGUCCAUUAUUUGGUAAGUGGUAGCUGUUUCUUUGAUGUUAAUGGGACAUGAUAAGUUGUUAGUUGGAAUUUUUGUUUCUUGUCAAGGGAUUCAAUUCCUUUUCUGCAAAUUCUUAAUUCCACCGCUCUUCUCAAUUAAUUUAA
Molecule: messenger RNA, 2356 nt
Organism: Neltuma alba
Lineage: Eukaryota; Viridiplantae; Streptophyta; Magnoliopsida; Fabales; Fabaceae
Exons: 1
Coding region: 474-2036 (520 amino acids)
Source: RefSeq, a predicted model, not a curated record